This is a messenger RNA of Galleria mellonella (greater wax moth), 1776 nucleotides long. RefSeq lists its product as uncharacterized. The record is from RefSeq and is a predicted model, not a curated record. The transcript is spliced from 2 exons. The coding region runs from base 44 to 628 and encodes 194 amino acids. NCBI's taxonomy places the organism in Eukaryota, Metazoa, Arthropoda, Insecta, Lepidoptera, Pyralidae.
CUGAAUUGACAAUUAGGUCUAUAGUUGAUAAAAAAUAUACAUAAUGGAGUCACAUUUUUAUAUAUUCUUCUUCGCUUGUUUAUAUCUCCAAACAAACGCCGCCAUCUUGACUACACCUCAUACCAUCAGACCCAUACCCUUCCUAGAUGGAGUUGCUGCACCUAGCUGCGGUUAUAUUCCAGAUAUACCUUUAUUACCACUAGAACCUGCGUGCGGAUGUAAGAUACCUAACUGCGGAUGUUCCCCGCCUAUUGUCGAAGUACCCACCUACUUCUCAUCAGCUGUCGAGGUACCUUCCUGCGGAUGCGGCAACGGAUAUUUCCCGGCCGGAGUUGAGCUAGCUUCUUGCGGAUGUGGUAUACCUAGUUGCGGAUUUAGCGUACCUAAAUGUGGGUGCAGUUUACCUAACUGCGGCUGUGCUGCGGAUCCUACGUUUUACUAUGCCCCACCAUCAUGCGGUUGUGGGGUGUCGAAUUGCGACUGUGGCGUGUACUUCUCUCCGCUAACACCAGCGCCACCUUGCGGAUGUGGGGUGUCAACUUGCGGGUGCACUUUGCCGCCGCUCCCUCCAGUUUUGGGUUGCGCCAAAUAUUUAAGACAGGUGGUGGUACAGCCGCCAUUUUUGUAAUAUAUAUUUUGUAAUAUUUUAACUCAUUGUCAUUAAUUAUAUUGUUUAUUAAUUAUUUAUAUAUCUAUGUAUCUAUAUAAUACAAUUCUAUUUUUAUUUAUUAAUUUAGACAUACAGGGACACCUGGGUUCGUUGCACGCGUCCGUGUAGCCUAACUUCAGGCUGUAGCUGAAAAUCAGCGCUUUGCUUUUAAGCAAAACUAUCACUGAGCUGUAGCCUAUUUGGGGCACUGCGACUCACAUGGCGGAAACAUAUUUUCAUAUUUUAUUUUUUGUUUUAUAUUAAAAAGGUGUAAUUAAUUUGAUUGUAUGAACUCAUUUGCCAAUUAACGUGUGUCAUAAAUGGCUCAAAAAAAGUGUUUAUCUAUCUAUCUAUCUAACUCAAUAUUGUUAAAAUAAUUUUAUAUAUUUAUAUAAUAUAAAAAAAUAUUUAUAUACGUGUCAGUCAUUUGAAUAUAUAAGAUACAGGGUGUUUUAAUGUAAUAAGUACCGGUUUAAUUUACGUAAGUAAUUAAUUAAUUCGUCACAGCCGCUUAUGAUUAAGGGUCACGAUUUGGUCCCGAAACUAGUCGAGCUUUUUCCAUCUUUUCAAAGUUAAACUGGUAGUUAUUACAUUUCAAUUAAUGUGUGCUCACGAAACAUUUAACAAUACAAGGUAUUACAUAUAAACAGGACAAGUACAUAUUUAGCUAUACAUUUUUUUUCUUUUUCUAGUCUGCUAAUUGGCAAUCUGUUCCUUAUAGAACAAUAAUCCAAUCUGCUGUUUGGAUGUCAGGUUCAAAUCUUGUUAAUAUAUAUUAUGAGGCCAAUCCAUUAACCAGCUCUCAGUCUUUGACUGUAAAUAUUUCUACCAGUCCUUGGAUACUGUGUCUUUUUUAUCGAGAGAAACUAAUGCUUCCCGAUCCUUGUAAUUGAGCGGCCAUUACAUAUAUAUAUACAUAAGUAUGUAAAUUUUUAGUCCUUAAUACUAAGUUUAUUUACAUUAUUUUAUUAUGUUAUUUCAGUAUGUCAGUGUUAAUUUAAUAAUUUAUUCGCUCCAUUAUAUUUAUUUUUAUUCAUCAUACAUUUCAUAUAUAUGUAUUGUAUAUUACCUUAAAUUGGUUACAUUUAUAUUAGGUAUGUUAAUUAUUGAAUAAAUUGUUAUAUAUA